CAAGUAGAGAAUUUGAGAUUAGAGGAGUUAGCGAAAACAAAAUUCUAAUCCAAUCUUGAAGCUCUCCUCUCUUCUUCUUCCCACCCCCUAAGCAAACCCUCCCGAUACCCUCCUCUCCAUCUGUGUUGAGCUGCCGCCCACGCCGGCUAGCUAAAGCUCCUGCUCGUUGCCGCACCUCCUCCUCGGCAUACGUCCAUCACCUCGAACGUAAGCCUCUCCGUCCGUAGGUCUCUCUCUCUACUUCUGUCUCUCUCUCAUCUUUCCCUGUACGUUUUGCCCUACCUUUGCUGUCGUCACCCAAGUUCCGGCACUGCGAGCUCCACCACCAUCCGCCAAAACUAGCCUGCUGCGGUACAGCACCGCCACACGACAUCGCACCCCAGCGCCGGAAAGUUCCUUUCGGCCUCUCUCUUCUCUGCUCCAUUCUCCUCUCUCAACCGUAGUCUUUCUCUUCACCUCAGCCCAGCCAACACCUUGUGGACGCCAUCCUCACACCACCAGAAGCCGAGCUCCUCCAAGCCACACAAACCAAGCCGCCCAGUUGCACCGGCAACGACCAAGGGGAAAAACCAAACCACGGAACUCUUCUGUCACACACGUUUUCUCGGAAAAGAGCCGUGGACCAGCAACCAUCACCGACGGAGACCUUUGAGACACACCGCCCCUGUAGAGUUGACAUCCCAGCCACCAAAUUCAGCCGAUCACCACCCCAAGUUGGGGAAGAUACUUUCAACCUGCCAGUGUGCAUCUUGUUUAAACCGUGUCUAACCCGAGUUGUUGAUAAAUUAAAACAGUUCUAGGUAAGGUCUGCCCCUUCACUGGGAAGAAGGCAAUCAGAGCAAAUAAGGUUUCCUAGUAACCUCAGAGUUGUUUCUACCUGUACACUGGCCACACUCCUUCCUCAAUAUUCUGUCACCGUAGACCAGAGAAGAGAUAUCAACAUUCAUAGGGUUUUAUAUAGUUAGAGAAUAGAAAAAACAAAAAGCGUUGGUGCUGGGAAACUCGAGCAAAGAUUAGUCAAAUCAAGAUGGUAAAAAAGGAGAAAAUCAGGUUGGGCAGGGCUUUGGUGAAGCAGCACAACCAGAUGAUGCAGCAGUCAAAGGAGAAGGGCCACAUCUACAGGAACCAGCAAAAGAAGAUUCUUGAAUCGGUCACCGAGGUCACAGACAUCGACGCCAUCAUUGAGCAGGCCGAGGAGGCCGACCGUCUCUUCUCCCUUGACCACCCCAUCCCCAACCUCCUUAUCAAUCUGGAUUCAAGCACUAGCACUAGCAACAUGACACCAGAGGAAAGGAGAGAGCAACAGAAGAGAGAGGAGAUGCUGCAUGCCAGUAGUCUCCAAGUGCCACGCAGGCCACCAUGGAAUGCUGGAAUGUCUGUAGAAGAACUUGAUGUAAAUGAAAGACAAGCUUUCUUAGUAUGGCGCCGAAACCUCGCAAGACUUGAGGAGAACGAUAAGCUUGUUCUUACCCCUUUUGAGAAGAACCUGGAUAUCUGGAGACAGCUCUGGCGAGUUGUUGAACGUAGCGAUCUGCUUGUAAUGGUUGUUGAUGCCCGAGACCCACUGUUCUACCGCUGCCUUGAUCUUGAGGCAUAUGCACAAGAGAUUGAUGAGCACAAACGGACAUUGCUUCUUGUUAACAAGGCAGAUCUUUUACCAUUUUCUGUCAGGCAGAAAUGGGCAGAAUAUUUUCGCCUUAAUGAGAUUCUCUCUGUGUUCUGGUCAGCUAAAGCUGCUUCUGCUACACUUGAAGGGAAAGAUUUUAGUGACCCUCAGAAGACGCAAGAUACCCAGCAGAAGAUGGAUAACCCUGAUACAAAAAUAUAUGGAAGGGAUGAGCUUUUGGCCCGCUUACAGCGGGAGGCAGAAGAGAUCGCCAAGAUGAGGAGGAAACCACACUCCAAUAGUACAGGUUCAUCUAAUAUUCAGUCUGAGUCUCCUCGUAGAGAUGUUGCUGGAAGUUCUGCUUCGAAGAGUGUAAUUGUGGGAUUUGUUGGCUAUCCUAAUGUGGGGAAGAGCUCAACAAUUAAUGCUCUGGUGGGCCAGAAGCGCACAGGUGUCACUUCUACUCCAGGGAAGACUAAACAUUUUCAAACUCUCAUUAUUUCUGAUGAGCUGACCCUAUGUGACUGCCCCGGAUUAGUAUUUCCAUCCUUCUCAAGCUCAAGAUAUGAGAUGAUUGCAUCUGGAGUAUUGCCUAUUGAUCGGAUGACUGAGCACAGGGAGUCUGUACAGAUAGUGGCCAAUCGAGUUCCUAGACAUGUCAUUGAGGAUGUCUACAAGAUUAAGCUGCCAAAACCAAAGCCAUAUGAGCCACAGUCCCGGCACCCUCUGGCAUCUGAACUGUUGAGAGCUUAUUGUGCCUCUCGUGGGUAUGUUGCUUCUAGUGGACUGCCUGAUGAAACUAGAGCUGCCCGCCAGAUUUUGAAGGAUUACAUUGACGGGAAGUUGCCCCACUAUGAAAUGCCCCCUGGAAUAUCCAAUGAGGAAGGUGAAUUGGAAGAUACAGUAGAACCACACUUGUCACAAAAUGAUGAUUCAGAUUCAUCUGAUAUUGAAAACCCUCUAGAAGUUCAAGGUGAAGAUGCACCUAGUUUGGAGCAUGUGCUGGAUGAUCUCAAUUCGUUCGAUAUAGCUAAUGGUCUUUCUUCUAAAAAGCUCACGGUUAAGAAGCCCAAGGCAUCUCAUAAACAACACAAGAAACCCCAGAGGAAAAAGGAUCGAUCGUGGAGGGUUGAAAAUGAUGAUGGUGAUGGAAUGCCAGUAGUAAGAGUCUUUCAGAAGCCAGUGAAUGCAGGUCCUGUAAAGGCUGAGGAUGGUGAUUGAGAGUGGGUAACUUCUGUUGGAUCAUGAUCCUGCAGUCUACUUGUGGCUGCAAAUUUAGUAAUUGACCGCUUGUGUGGCUCGCUCUCUUCAGCUCGCUCAGAAGAGAGAGGAUACAGAAUGAAAAGAGAAUGAAGGUUAUAUUUUACGUUGCUUCUUGCAGUUGUGUAAUUGAAGUUUAGUUGAUGGUGUAGAGAAUGCAUGCGUUUACUAUUAUCUUUUUCUUUGCUGAA
This is a messenger RNA of Juglans regia (Persian walnut), 3057 nucleotides long. RefSeq names its product GTPase LSG1-2. NCBI's taxonomy places the organism in Eukaryota, Viridiplantae, Streptophyta, Magnoliopsida, Fagales, Juglandaceae. The coding region runs from base 1028 to 2827 and encodes 599 amino acids. The transcript has 8 exons. Gene Ontology annotation, cellular component: cytosol. The record is from RefSeq and is a predicted model, not a curated record. Gene Ontology annotation, molecular function: GTP binding; GTPase activity.